CUCACUGACACGGCUGAGAAACUCUACAGUCACAAACAUACCAACAGAUUUUAUUACUUCAACAAUGUCCUUCCGAGCACCUGUGUGUGUAAUUGGCGGCCAAGGAGGUAGUUCCUUUGCAUUUACCGGUGAGACAAAUGGUGCCAUUUUAGAAAAAAUUGGGGUUUGGGUGGGGGGAUGGCAAGUGAAAGGUGUCGAGGUCUGGCUUUCUGAUGGGAGAAACCAAACCUUUGGAGAACCAGUUGGACCUUAUCAAGAGUACAAAUUCCAGCCAGGUGAGAGUUUCACCUCACUGUCCCUGUGGGGAAAUGGAGCCGGAACGCGUCUUGGGGGCAUUCGUUUCAAGACCACCCUCCAAAAGGAAUUCUUUGUGAAAAUGACAAGCUGGGGAUUAAAAACAGAAUACCCUAUGGAUGUUGGCUCUGGAUAUUGUCUGGGUGUUCUAGGAAGAGCUGGUGCAGACAUUGACAGUAUGGGAUUUGUGUUUCUCAAUGCUAUUGAAUCGGCAGAGCUUACUGAUGUCAACUAUCCCACUAUUAACCAAAUGAUACCACAGGUGGCAGUGGAAGAAAUCAAAUCUGUAACUUACAUAAAUGAGUCAUCCAUCAGUCAAAAGCAAAAAAUUGAAAGCUCAAAAAAAAUAUCCAAAACAUCCUCAUGGUCUCAAAAAAUAAGCUCUUCGUUAACAAUUUCGAUGGAAGUAAAGGCUGGUAUUCCGGGAAUUGUUGAAGUUUCAGCAGGAUUCAGCUUUACCAAUGGGAAAGAAAGCAGUUAUGGACGGGAGCAUACGGAGGAUAGAACAGAAACUGUGUCAUCUGAAAUAGAAAUUCCACCCGGGAAGAAGGUGGUUGUUGAUAUCGACAUUGGCAGAUGCAGUUUUGACCUGCCAUACACUGGCACAAUGAAAAUUAAGUGCCGGAAUCAAAGUGUGUUACAAUAUAAAACCGAGGGCAAAUACAAAGGUCUAACUUACACUGAUAUAAAGGUUCAUGCUAAAGAGUUUAAACUUUGAUAGCUAAAACGAUUGAGAAAUCAAAUAUGAUUUAAUUUGACUGAUUAAUUUAUAAUCAGUGAUCACACAUGUUUUGUUUGAUUUUAAAUUUUCUUGGGUGUUGGGAAUGGAGAAAUGUUUUAUUCUGUUCAAUCUUAGAUCAAGGUUUCAAGCUCUUUCCAAAAACUGUGACAAUUCUCUCUUUUUGUGAAUAAAUAUACAAACAACAUUGUUAUGUUAAUAUUUUUCAUUGUGUUUUAAAGUUUUGUUGUCAGUAAAUUGCACGUACAAUGCCACAUCCCAUUGUAUAACAAAGAAAAUUCCACAUGCAUCAACAAGAAAAAGAAACUACAGAGAGUACUUAAACAUCAUACACAAAU
Triplophysa dalaica is the source of this 1371-nucleotide messenger RNA. Its product is annotated as aerolysin-like protein. Lineage: Eukaryota; Metazoa; Chordata; Actinopteri; Cypriniformes; Nemacheilidae. The record is from RefSeq and is a predicted model, not a curated record. The transcript has 2 exons. The coding region runs from base 65 to 1012 and encodes 315 amino acids.